Pomacea canaliculata is the source of this 2397-nucleotide messenger RNA. Its product is annotated as zinc finger protein 184-like. Gene Ontology annotation, biological process: regulation of transcription by RNA polymerase II. Lineage: Eukaryota; Metazoa; Mollusca; Gastropoda; Architaenioglossa; Ampullariidae. Gene Ontology annotation, molecular function: DNA-binding transcription factor activity; RNA polymerase II cis-regulatory region sequence-specific DNA binding. Bases 27 to 1367 code for a protein of 446 amino acids. The transcript is spliced from 5 exons. The record is from RefSeq and is a predicted model, not a curated record.
CAAAAAUAAAGAACUGUUUUCUUUAAAUGGAAGAUCGCAUAAAAAUGGAAGAUUCAGGAACAACUUGGAAGGUGGGCAGGAGGAUUGUGGAACUGAGCGAACUCGCGAAGCAAAUGUAUUGUAAAGAUUGUGGCUGCGUACUUGACUUGAACCUCACAGAAGGCGAAACAAGAGUCGGGCUGGCCAGUGUUUUGAUUGUCCACUGUCGUCCGUGCGGAAGUAAGAAUGAAGUACACACGUGUAGCAAGAAAGAUCUUAGCGAGGGAAGACCGGUCUACAAUAUCAACAUCAAUAUAGUAGUUGACCUUUUACAGUAUGGAUCUCCAGAUCUGUUGAAUGUCCUUGCUGUCCUUGAGGUUCCAACAUCCUCGCUUUUCAUGCUGCCAUCUUUUCCACCAUCACAUCCCUUGCACCCUUUAGCUGGAGGAGAUGACGCACAUCAUAGCUCAUUGACAGCACAGGCACAAGCUGCAGGUUUUAUAAGAAGACCUGCAUUGACUGUUGGACAGUCACCAACUGAGGACAACUGUCUGAAAAGUGAGGAUCUGCAUGGAGGUCUGACAGAUGGGUCAAAGGCAGCUGGUAGAGAUUUAAGUUCAGAUAACAUCAACAGUGCCAGUCUAGAGAGAGAUGUACCACUCUGUAUUACUGCUUCAAGUGGACCAAAAGAUUUGUGCCUCCAACCAUUGCAUAGCCUGACUUUUGGAAAUAGUUUGAAGACCGAACCUGCUGUCAUGUCAGCUGUAAAGCAGAAAAGGGAAUUGAAAGGAGGGAAGCGAGAAGUGGCAGAAGCUGGACACAUAAAAAAUCCUGUUCAGGUGAUGAAUACAUUCAUGCUCAAUCAAACUGAUUUGGAAUCCUGCAAGACCCAAUCCCUUCAAGAAAGUUGCUGUAAACAGCUUUCAACAAAAAGGACCAUGUGUGAUCUCUGUGGUGCUUGCUUGUCCAGUCGAUCAGCACUCUUCCGACACCGUCAACACAAACACGAUAUGAAGAGAGACCCUGUCUUAUGCCCAAGGACUGGCUGCAAGAAGAAGUUUGCACGAGUGGAGCUUUUACAGAAACACUUAGCAGCAGUUCACUCAGAGGUCAAGCAGUACCUGUGUCCCAAGUGUGGAAAGAGGUUUGGAGUAAAACACUACAUGAUAGAACAUAAGGCUCGGUGUGGAAUGCAACCGUACCAAUGUGAGGUAUGUCACCAGAGCUUUUCUAGUCGAAGCUCAAUGCACAAUCAUCGAGCUGUCACUCAUGAGGGCAAAUAUCACAGGUGUAUAUUGUGUGGAAAAUGUUUUACUUGGCGCACUACAUUAGUAAGACAUCAGAAAAAAUGUAUACAACCCUGUUCAGCUGUAAAAAAAAUGAACUAGAAGAUACUAGAUGAGUCCUAAAUUGGCAUUGACUUGACCAUUCCAGCUUUUGAAAAAAGUGCUUAAGUCUUGCUGCUCUAACCAUCUCUGCUGACUGUUAGCAAAGGUUGAAAUUAAGGCAGACCUUAUGGUUGGGAGGUGAAGGGUUAAUUUAUAAGCGCAUAAGCACUGAAUCUGACCCUAUGUUCAGCAUUGGUCUUUCCACCACUGCCACUGGUUGCACCUCAUAUAACACAGCACAGGAUGGGAUAAUUACCCUUUGUGUUGUCACAUUUGUCACAUAAACUGUUUUGGUUGGUAGUUGAGAAUGGAGGAGGUUAUAUCUCCUAGCUGCCCUGCACCUUCAUUCAGUGCUAGUUGCAUAAUUGCAGACCUCUUGAUGAAGAGAAUCAUGUAAUCAGAUCUGCCCAAAGGAAGCCUGCAUCUGCUUAUAUAAGCAUUAUAACAAAAAUACGACUUAUAAAACCACAAGGACUAUUCCAGAUAGUGCUCAGCUGGUACCAAUAUACAGAUAAGUACAUAUAUACAUGUUAAAACAAUUUAUCUCACACACACUGUAUAUACACCUGCUCCCAGCAACAGCAAGAUGAGUGGGUGACUUGCGGUCACCUCCGGCUAAUACAAGAUCACGGCCAGUAGAACAGAUCGAGUGAAUGUCACGUGGAAUGAAUGAGUUGCGGUGAUGAUUUGUUCUGCAUACAGGCAUCUGGUAUGACAUACACCCCAACUCUCAUGCAUGCGUUUACAUCUGUGUGCUCUGCUCCGCAAAAUACAGGACAGCUGUGUCUUUACGUACUAUGUCAAAUUUAAUGACAUAACCAUAAAGUUUCCCACGCAUCAAUAAAAUUAAUGUCUACACGCUCUUUCUUUUAAAAUUAAUGCCUACACGACAUUAGCGUGGUCACACAUUAUCUGGCACUGCUAUUUGUCUAAAUGCUGUAAUUGUGCGUUACUAUGUCCAAGCUAUGUGUUUGAUCAUGUGUCUGUAUGAUCCGGUUGAUCUUGUUUAUAUAUUUCCUAAUGUGAUAUU